Molecule: messenger RNA, 876 nt
Organism: Kluyveromyces marxianus DMKU3-1042
Lineage: Eukaryota; Fungi; Ascomycota; Saccharomycetes; Saccharomycetales; Saccharomycetaceae
Exons: 1
Coding region: 1-876 (291 amino acids)
Source: RefSeq, a predicted model, not a curated record
AUGCAGCUACGAAGAAGUACUCGUCUCCGCACUACUAAUUCGGAUAAAGACACAGACACAGAUCAUAUAUCAGACGAUGAGUUAGUCCCAGCAUUAAUCCCAACUCUACCGGUGAUGGAUAAAAGGAUUCGUGAAAACGUUAAUUGUAAUGAUAUUGGCAGUACUUCCGGUCCAAAUCUUCAUGUUAAAGAAGCACGCAUCAAACAACCACUCCCGACUUCUGAGUGUCUACCGGAUCCCAACAUAGAAAUUGAUGAGAAAUUUAUACAAGAAUUCGACACAGUCAUACAACAGCAGACAAAGCUAUUCUACAAGAAUCUAUCAUCUCCUCAAUAUGUGAAUUAUAACUCCUUGGAGAUCUUCAAAUCUCCUGAAGAUAAAACUAAUUUGGAGAAUAUUUCGAGGCAGUUGUCAGAGUUGCUACCCAUCCUGAACAGAGACACCGAUGCUGAACUAAAAACUUUACUUCAACGUAUAAAAGAAGAGGAGCAUGAAGCUCACGAUAAAUCAUCGACUUCACCUGACAGCUCUCUACUAAAUCUACUUGAGUACCAACCUAAUGUGACGGAAACGGAUGACUCAAAGCUUAUACAGGAAGUUGCCAAAAUACACAAAAUCAAUAUUUCUGACAUUUCAGAGAUGCUGAUCACUCAACAAUCUAGGCACUUGAAAAGAUCUUUAAGCUCAGUGUCGAAUCAGUCAAAAAAACAAGAUAUAUCAUUAGUCAUAAACAAAUGUACCCGCCUUUUAACUAAGGAAAGGGACCAUGCUUUACCGUGGCCUACUAAGAAAAGAAAGAAAAAUAGUAAUCUCAUUGAUAGCAUUGGACGCAACGCUAAUCAAAAUUCUCAUGAGAAUAUUCCACUUAUGUCAUGA